AUGUCGAACGGCGAAAUCACCGGAUUAAUCUCGAAACUCGAGGACGCCUUCGCAUAUGCCACAACCGAGUUGGGAACUGUUUUUAUACCGCUUGCGGCGGCUAGAAACAAAAAUGAGACGUUAUUAAGCUUGAAAGACAUGUUUGAAUACAACGAAGAAAUACGGCUGACAGUGGUAAAACAGCCAAAACCAAAAAAUAAUUGCGAAUUCUUGGCGAAAACCGUUCGGAAGGCGGGAACUGUUGCGUCCACGUCGAAACGGUCAGAGGAAAUCUUUGGACCGCUGUUGGCCCGUGUGACAAGCACGACGGAUUCGUUUGCAUUCGCAAAUGCGGAUGGAUACGGAACGAUAUUUAUUCCGGGCGACGCGUUCGAUAAGACGGUCGUCCGAAGUGUUCACAAUUAUAUUUCACACAAAAAUCAUGUUAUUGUGAGAAUAAAAGAACAAAUUGAGAGGAAAGGAUGUAAAUAUGUGGCUAUUGAGGCAUUUAAACAUUUGGAACCCGAAAAAGAGGAAGAAGUUGUGGCGAUCCAAAAGAGUGAAAUGAUAAUAUCUCAUGGAAUUGUGUUAGAAGUCGGUCCGAUGGAAGUACACGUAUUUGAUGAAAAGAAUCAGGCUGAGGUUUAUUGCCACAUGCUAACGUACACCGGCGGAAUUCGUAAUGCAGAAAUGCCGAAAUCUCUGUUGGAAGUGAUAAAUGUGAAUGAACACGUGAUGUUUAAAGCGAAACGGACAUCCGAUACGAGAUUUGAUGCGAUCGAUUGGAAACCCGUCGAAAAUUAUGAAGAAUUGGAGAUUCCUGUGAAAAAGAACACUUCCGACUCGUUCCAACAGACCGCGCCGUGUACUAUUUCGAUGCUCCUCCGCUCGUUUCUAUCGAGAAAUCCGUCAGCAAUGGAAGAAUAUUCUGGAAUUCUUCAUCUGAUUCCAGAUUACGCUCUUCCAGACGAAUAUCUCAUGGUGAGAGACUCACAUCGAUUCGAGGGGACCAAGUGGGAGGAUCAGUAG
Caenorhabditis remanei is the source of this 1008-nucleotide messenger RNA. RefSeq lists its product as uncharacterized. Bases 1 to 1008 code for a protein of 335 amino acids. The record is from RefSeq and is a predicted model, not a curated record. The transcript has 6 exons. NCBI's taxonomy places the organism in Eukaryota, Metazoa, Nematoda, Chromadorea, Rhabditida, Rhabditidae.